AUGUGUGCAGAAAAUUCUUCAUUGUGUUUAAAAACUAAUGUUCGUAUUCCUAUAGUUCAAUCGAUACAAAUUUUUCAUGAUAAUUAUCCGUCAUAUUCAACAAUAACACGUUCAGAUGGUUUUAUUAUUCGUAUAAAUGAAUGUUAUCUUGUACGAAAACGAAAUGAAAAUUUAACAUCAUCACAAUAUGAUAUAUUUUUUAUUGAACGUCUUUGGAUUGAUAAUAAUAAUGUUAUACAAGCAUCAGGUUUUUAUUAUUUACGUUCAUAUGAAACAUUUCAUGAAGUUAAUCGAAAAUUUUUUUCAAAUGAAGUAUUUCGUUUUCCAUCAAUAAAUGAAUCAAUUAAUAUAAAUUCAAUUUUGCGUCCAUGUUAUAUAUUAGAUACAGGAACUUAUUGUAAAGGUAAACCAAUAUGUGAAUAUAGUAGUCGAAUAUUAACAAUGGAUUUAUUUAUAUGUGAAUAUCGUGUUGAUAAAUCAGCUAAAAUAUUUACACGUUUACCAAAAUCAAAACAUAAUGGAUGUAAUAUGAAAUCUUAUUGUUUUGAUAGUUAUAUUGAAAAACUUUCAAUUAAAAGAGAUUAUCAGGUAUGUUGCUAACUUUAAAAUUUAAAUAAAUAAUAAACGAAAUAAAAUUUAUAGAUAAAUUUAUUUUGAAAUAGAUCCUCUUUCAUUAGAGACGCUUCUUCUCUCAGAAAAGUCGACUUUUCUAAAAAAAAAAACUCGAUUUCAAAAUUUAUACAUAUUCUGAGAGUCCUUGCGGUGUGCAUAAUAUCUUUUGUCAAAAGAAGAAGGUUAAGUUUUUUUUAGAAGAUUCACAAGCUAAUGAAUGUUAGAGCUCGUCAGAUUGACUUCGAAUCCAAGUCUGAACACUUCAUUGAAUAGUAUUGGUUUUUUGAAAAAAUUUUAAGCUUUUAAUUCUUCUCCAGACGCUUUCAUCAAGAAUUAUUUUUCAGAUUUCUUUGUAUUAGUAGGCAGUCAUCUUGAAUAAUGGAAACUAAUAUCAGUGAAAUACUCUUUAAAUUUUAUAUUUAUUGAGACUUUCAAUCAAAUAAAUUGAUUUAGAUAAAUUUUUUGUCAUAACUGUAAAUAAAAUUCCAUAUACAUUGAAACUUCUACAAAUGAGAUUUAUGCUGGAAAUGUCUCUCUCUCUCUAAUGUAAACAAAAAAAAACCUAUUGAUAGACUUUUUUAGAAAUCUUUUAAUUCAAAACAUGUAAACGAAAAUAGAUGCACAAGAGAACAAAUCAUUAGACCCUUAUUGAAAUUUUUUUCAGACACAGAUAUCCUGAAAGCUUUUCUUCAUUUCAUAGUAAACAAAACUAACGAGGGAACAUCGCCAACUGUCCAAUCGCUUUUUAAAUAAAACCUACUGGGUUCUAGGUUAUCGACUAUGUUGAUUCCGAAUAUGGGCACGAGA
Rotaria sp. Silwood2 is the source of this 1419-nucleotide messenger RNA. NCBI's taxonomy places the organism in Eukaryota, Metazoa, Rotifera, Eurotatoria, Philodinida, Philodinidae. The record is from the annotation of a GenBank genome assembly.